This is a messenger RNA of Saccharomycodes ludwigii, 2817 nucleotides long. RefSeq names its product anaphase promoting complex subunit 2 (gene APC2). Gene Ontology annotation, cellular component: anaphase-promoting complex. NCBI's taxonomy places the organism in Eukaryota, Fungi, Ascomycota, Saccharomycetes, Saccharomycodales, Saccharomycodaceae. The coding region runs from base 1 to 2817 and encodes 938 amino acids. The transcript has a single exon. The record is from RefSeq and is a predicted model, not a curated record.
AUGAGUUUGGUAGAAAAAGAGGUUUACACUAAGAUCAACCUGAUAUACACUUUAUUAGGUCAAAAUAGAUUUAAUCCCCCUACUUUUAAUAGGAAUAAUGCUCAAAAAAUAUUUUCUAACAUUAGAAGUAAUACACAGCUAAGUUUAAGUGAUGACGACGAAGAAGAAGGGGAAGAAAAAGAGAAAUCAAUAGAAGCUUCUCACAAUAAUAAAAAACUGGCUAACAAUUAUGGCGGCAACUUGAAAUGUGAUUUCGAUAAAGAUGAUCUUGAAAUAGUGCUAAGCUGGAUGGACCCUAACGAUGGAGCAUCUUUUCAUAAUUUCAAACCACCCUCUUUGAGAAUCAAACAAUCAAUAAAUAAAAUAUUUUCUACUGGUGCUGCUAUUGAACAAUUAAUUUUAAAUAUAUAUUUUAUUAGGGUACGCCAACAUUUUUUUUCACAUUAUGAUAAAAUUCAAACUCUAAGACAAGCUUUCAAGCUAGAAUCACUAUAUACAUUUCCUUCAAAGUAUUGCUUUCUGACCUUUCAUAAUUUAUUCAAGUCUGAGAUUUUGGUGUUGAGAAAAUAUUUAAUAAACAAAAAUGCCCUUUUCUGGAAAAAUUUACGUAUUCUUUUGCAAAAUUAUAAUAAAGAAGAUGAAUUCAAUCAGUUGGAAAAAGUGUUUCAAUGGAUUAAUAAUGUUACUGAAAGUAGAACUUUGAUUGUAGAUUUUUUGAUGGAAAAAAUUGGACAAAUUGUUCAUGAUUUUUGUAAGGAUGAAAAAUCAUGGUAUCAGGAUAAUGUGACUUUGCAGAUAUAUGAGAUUUUUAUUGAAAAUUAUUGGAACGUUGUAUAUAAACAUCUUUUAAACAUCAAGGAUAAUAAUACUGAAGAGUAUGAAUUUAUUAAAGAGAUUAAGUUAUUGAUCAUAAAACACUAUGCCAAUGAAAGAGCAUUACAAAGCUUUCAAUUAUGUGUAGAGAGUUUUCCCAAGACUUUGCCAUCGCUAUGGGAGUUAAGUCUAAUUUUAGAGCCGUAUCCUAAUUUAAAAUAUAAAUUUGGGCUAGAAUUGAGCAAACAAAUAAAUAAGAACUUAUUAUUUGUGACAGUCCCUACUACUACAAUAUUAUACUCUUAUUUGCUUUUAUUUAAGGCAAUUUUAUUUUUGGAUAGAUCCACUACAAUGGCAAAAACAGUAUUAUCCAAAACAGCCAGUUUUUUGAGAGAUAGAUUAGAUAUAAGUAAAAUUCUGUUAUAUUCGUUAUUUGAAUUAACACCAAAAGAAAUAGCAGCAAUUAAUAGUAAUAAUAGUAAUGGAGGGACGGCAUCUAUUUCAACAAACAAUAACGCUUUACAAGAAGAUUAUGAAAUUUUGACUAAAAUAAAUAAAGAAUUGAAGGCGAGUUUGUUUAUAAAAUAUGCUAAAGAUACGAAUAAUGGUGAUGUUAGUACAAGUGUUGAACAGCGAAGGGGUGGUUGGUUUUAUGAUAGAUAUAUUUCAUGGUCACCAGAGCCCAUUCAGUCUGUUUUUGGUUUGGACAAUCAUGGUGCGAUUAGCGAUGUGGGUUUAUCAUUUGAUUCCCAUAUUAUGACUGGGGUAGCUUCUCGAUCCUUUACCAAUACUGAAGAUGGCAAUAAUAAUAUCAAAAAAGUUAAAGAUGGAUUUGAUGCGGUAUUGGAUAUUAUAUUUCGUAAUAAUAAAAAUAAAUUGAUGCACGAUGUGACUGAAAUAUUUAAACAAAUAUUGUUAAAUUUGAAAUAUUAUAAGUUGGAUAUAAAAUGGAUUAAAAAUAUGGUGUAUUUGAAAAAUAAAUUGAAAAAACAGAAUUUUGGAAAAUCAUCAUUGGCAACAACAGGAACCACAACAAGAACAACAGCAGCAGCAGCAGCAGCAGCAGCGAAAAGGAAUAAUACUUUAGAAAACGUUGAGAAUGAUGUAGAUGGGGUGUCAACUACUAACUUAGAUGUUAUGUUUCAUGAUAUUAAGCAGAGCGAAAUCAUGUAUCACCAGGGAAUAGUGAAUGAUUCCUCCCCGUUAGUGCCUAAAAUAAUUUCCUAUUUAUACUGGGAUAUGAACAGUGAUACUGGCGAUGGGGAUAGUUUGUCCGAUGUGAUUUUGCCUGAUUGGCUUAAUGCCGAAUUGUAUGAUUUAAAUAAAAGAUUCCAUACAUUUAAACACGGUAGAAAAUUAAGAAUGUAUAGUGACAAAGGGACUGUUGACGUAAAUAUUACAUUUCAAGAUGGUAGAUUUUUAAAGCUGAAUAUACCACUUCCUGUUUUUUUAGUUUUAAACUGUUUCUCGUCCAAUGACAUUCAGGAUGUCGUUUCAAACACAAUAAAUGACAUUGUGAAGACGACCCACUUGAAGGAGCAGCUAGUUACCUAUGCAAUAAAAUAUCUAGUAAAGAUUGGUAUUUUAUAUUACAAUAACUCUUUAAAAAAAUAUGCUAUAUUGGAAAAUCUAAAGGAUUUGGAUAAAUUCCAAAAUCAUUAUAAUACUUCUUUGGGAAGCAGUGAUUUAGAUGUGUCUAUUAAAAAUGGUAAACCGAAUGGAGGAAAAGAUCUACUUUUGGAAACAAAUGAAGAAACUGGUGGUGGUUCAGAGACUGACGAAUUAAUCAAUAAUAUGAAUAAAGUUUAUCCGUUUAUUCAAGGUAUGUUAACUAAUUUGGGUUCUUUAAAGCCUGAUAAAAUACAUUCAUUUUUGAGAAUGGCAGUUCCAAAAGAUAUUGGUUAUAAUUAUACAGUUUCUCAGUUAGAAUUAUAUUUAAACCACUUAGUUGACGAGGAAAAAUUAACAAUUAACACCAAUGGUACAUAUAAAUUAAAUAAGUAA